CCUAUAGAGAAGAGGCAGCCAUACAUCACCGAGACUGCACAGAGAGAGAGAGAGAGAGAGAGAGAGAGAGAGAGAGAGUGUUCGACUCUCUCCCUCCACACUCCUCCUCCUCCUCCUAUACCGACCCUCUCCAUCCGUCCUCCCCGGCAGACGGAGCAGACCUCCGGGAAGGCAGCGUGGAUUUUUUCUCCCCCCCUCCUCCUCGCAUCUGUGUGAAUGGGAAUCAGCCGCACCGGCAGGAGUGAUGGAGACUCAGCCUUCGUAGUUACUGGAACUUAUUUCUCACCCCGAAAAGACGGGAACUAACCGCGUGAGCGUAUCUUUUGGGGAUUUGUCUUUUCUUUUUUCUUUUUCAGUUUGGGAUCCAAGCCCGAUCGGGAAGGGUUAUUUUGGGGGAGAGGAGAGGUUGUUUCACACCCCCCCCCCCUCUCUCUCUCCUCCUCAUCAUCACCAUCCUCCUGACUCACCAUUCUGGGGUUUUCUUCUUAUUUUGAUUUUUAAUUGACAGUUGAAUUCUGUGGAGGAUUAAAAAAAAACAAAAAGAAUCAAAGAAGAGCAGGAUUUUGCCGGUGUUUGCUGCUGUGGUUCCUCGGGCUUAUCGGGACAGGGGCAGGGCAGCAUGGAGCCGGGUUUGGUUGGAUGUAUUGCUGAUGUUUGGGAGGUGACGGCGCGGAGGAGGGGGAGGACGGGAGGCUUCUACCUGCUGCUGCUCUGCUGGCUGCUGGCUUCUCACACCACGGCGCACGCCUCAGACGCCUACUCAUCUUCCUCCCUCUCCUCCUCCUCCUUGCCUAGUCUCGGAGGAUUCGUGGACUUCACUUUCAGCCAAGAGCCUCAGGACACCGUGACGGUGCGAGGUGGCGUGCUGCAGCUCGACUGCCAGGCGCAGUCCGACGCAGCGGCGGGACCCCCCGCCAUCACAUGGCGUAAGGACGGCGUGCUGCUGAGCACGGUGGUGGACGAGCGGCGGCAGCAGCUAGCUAACGGCUCGCUGCUGGUGCAGAACGUGGUGCACUCACGGCACCACCGACCCGAUGAGGGCGCAUACCAGUGCCUCGCCACACUGGACGGACUGGGUAGCAUUGUUAGCCGGACCGCCAAGGUCACAGUGGCCGGUCCGCUGAAGGUGGUCGUGCCCACUGAGUCCGUUUCCUCGUACCUCGGCGAUACCGCCCUGCUGCGCUGUGAGGUCUCGGGGGACCCGACGCCCAUCAUCCGCUGGCAGAAGAACCGGGAGGACCUACCGCUGACCUUUGACCCUGAUUCCCGCCUGGCGGUGUUGCCCUCCGGCUCUCUGCAGGUCAGCCGUGUCCAGCCACCAGACUCCGCCACAUACCGCUGUCUGGCCGACAACCCUGGCAGCACCAGGACUGGGACAGACGCCGAGCUCCGAGUUCUCCCAGAACCCGGCGUGAGCAGGAACCUCCAGUUCCUCCAGCGUCCAUCCAGUGGAACGGCUCAACUGGGAACCGACGCCGUGCUGGAAUGUUCCGCUUCCGGAUACCCGACUCCGAGCAUCCAGUGGAAGAGAGGAGAGGAACUGAUCCAGAGCUGGAAUAAGAAGUACUCUCUGCUGGUGGGCAGUAAUCUGAUCAUCAGGAGUGUCACUGACGACGACUCUGAUACUUACAGCUGCACAGCCGGCAACAAGAAUCACAACAUCACUGCACACACUGAGCUGACUGUACUAGUGCCUCCUCAGUUCCUGAACUACCCGACCAACACGUAUGCAUACGAGUCCACGGACAUCGAGCUGGAGUGUGCUGUGACGGGAAACCCGCCACCGACUGUUCGCUGGAUGAAGAACGGAGAGGAAGUCAUCCCCAGCGACUACUUCCAGAUAGUGGAUGGCAGUAACCUGCAGAUUUUGGGUUUGGUGAAGUCGGAUGAAGGAUUUUAUCAGUGUAUAGCUGAAAACUCAGCCGGCAGCUCGCAGGCGAUGGCUCAGCUGCUUAUCCGAGAGCCAGUGUCCCCCAGCCCGGGCGUUGCCCUCCCCUCUGCCCCCCGCGACCUGGUCCCUGUCCUAGUGUCCAGUCGAUUUGUCCGACUCAGCUGGCGCCCCCCGGAGGAGACCGGAGGGAUCGUGCAGACCUACGGCAUUUACUACUCCCAGGACGGAGUCGAGAGGGAGCGGUCAGUGAACGUGUCGGAGCCGGAGUCUCUGGAGCUGAUGGUCUCCAACCUGAAACCAGAGGAGAGCUACAGCUUCAGAGUCAUCGCUUACAACGACGUGGGGCCAGGAGAGAGCUCCACCCACCUGAGGAUCACCACCAAACCAGACCUGCAAGUUCCCAGCAGGGUGGAGUCUCUCCAAGCCGAGGCUCUGUCUCCGACCUCGGUCCAGGUGAGCUGGGAGCCUCCCAGCCAACCCAAUGGCCCCAUCCUGGGCUACAGACUGCUGUGGACCGAGAGCCCGUCUGCCAAGGAACAGAGUGUGGAGGUGAACGGACUCAACUACAAGAUGGAGGGACUUAACAAGUUCACGGAAUACACGGUUCGGGUGUUGGCGGUCAACCGCUACGGACCGGGCACCGCCCCGGAGACCGCCAGCGUCACCACCCAAUCAGACGUACCCAGCGCUCCUCCCCAGAACAUCACCUUAGAGGUUGUCCUGUCCAGGAGCAUCAAGGUGUCAUGGCAGCCGCCUCCGCGAAGCGCCCAGAAUGGCAUCAUCUCUGCCUACAAGAUCAAGUACAGGAAGACCGGUCGCCGUGGAGACCAAGAGGCCAUCGAACCCAACAACUUCUGGUUCCUGUUCACAGGUCUAGAUAAGGGCAGUCAGUACAGUUUCCAGGUAGCAGCCAUGACAGCCAAUGGAACAGGUCCGGCCAGUGACUGGUUCAACGCUGAGACGCCGGAGAAUGAUCUGGAUGAGAGUCAGGUUCCUGACCAGCCCAGCUCCUUGCAUGUCAGGCCGCUGCCCAACAGCAUCAUCAUGUCCUGGACUCCGCCCCUCAGCCCAAACAUCCUGGUUCGAGGCUACAUCAUUGGCUACGGAGUGGGAAGCCCCUAUGCCGAGACGGUCCGAGUCGACAGCAAACAGAGAUACUACUCCAUCGAAAACCUGGAGCCGAGCUCGCACUAUGUGAUUUCCCUGAAGGCAUUCAAUAACGCAGGCGAGGGUGUCCCUCUGUAUGAGAGUGCUGUCACUCGAUCCCUGACAGACCCCAUAGACCCAUCUGAGGAUGACCUCUUCCACCUCUUUGAUAAAUACCCCACUCCCAUGCCAGACACCAGCACUCCCAUGAUCCCCCCGGUGGGGGUCCAAGCUGUGGCUCUGUCCUCGGACUCGGUCCGCGUCUCCUGGGCCGACAACUCCAUGACCAAAAACCAGAAGGCGUCUGAAGUCCGGUACUACUCCGUCAAGUGGAAGACCAGCUACUCCACCAGUGGAAAGUACAAGUCUGCAGACACCACGGCGCUCAGCCACACGGUCACCGGCCUCAAACCAAACACCAUGUACGAGUUUGCUGUCAUGGUAACCAAAGGCCGCAAGUCCAGCACUUGGAGUAUGACGGCGCAUGCCACGACGUACGAAGCAGCUCCUAGCUCCGCCCCCAAAGAUUUGACAGUGAUCAGUCGCGAGGGACGACCCCGCGCCAUUUUAAUCAGCUGGCAACCGCCGAUGGAGGCCAACGGCCGUAUCACAGGUUACAUCCUGUACUACACGCUGGAUAAGAACAUGCCCAUAGAUGAUUGGGUGAUGGAGGCGAUCACCGGUGACCGGCUGACUCAUCAGGUCGUGGAUUUGAACCUCGACACGGUUUAUUACUUCAGGAUUCAGGCCAAGAACGCCAAAGGAGUCGGCCCGCUGUCUGAGCCCGUCCACUUUAGGACCGCCAAAGUGGAACAUCCAGACAAGAUGGCCAAUGAUCAAGGUCGAGGGGGAGACCAUGCCUACUGGCCGUCUGACACCAACCUCAUUGACAGGAGCAGCGUCAACGAGUCUCCCAUUGGUCAGAUGCGUCCACCGCACGGCAGCGCCACGCCCCAAAAGAACAGCAACCUCCUGGUCAUCAUCGUGGUUUCCGUGGGAGCCAUCACUGUGGUCGUGGUCGUCAUCGUGGCGCUCAUCUGCACCCGGCGCUCCUCCGCCCAGCAGAGGAAGAAGAGAGCGAGCCACAGCGCCAGCAAGAGGAAGGGCAGCCAGAAGGACUUGCGGCCCCCUGACCUCUGGAUCCACCACGAGGAGAUGGAGAUGAAAAACAUGGAGAAAGCUCCCAGUGUGGCCCCGUCCGGACACGAUUCCCCCCUUCAGUCCUGCCAGGACCUCCCCCAGGUCGCACACAGCCAAUCAGAGAGCCAGAUGGGCAGCAAGAGCAGCCACUCAGGAGCUGACGGCGAUGAGGCGUCCAGCAGUAUCUCCACUCUGGAUCGCUCCAUGGCUGCCAGGAGGGGGACGCGAGGCAAGAUGAUGAUUCCUAUGGACUCACAGCCCAGCAACACACCGGUGGUCAGUGCCAUCCCGGUGCCGGCUCUGGACUCCUCUCAGUACCCUGGUAUCCUGCCUUCACCAUCCUGCGGCUUCACUCACAACAAGUUCAGCCUGAGACCGAUGCCUUUCCCAAGCCUGACCGUGGACAGAGGAUACACACCAGCAAUGCCUUCGGACUCCUCCAUCAAUCCUCUCCUCCAGCAGCAGCCCCAAACCCAGCAGGCCCCUCCGCUUCUCCCCGGCUCCUCAGCACCGCCCGGGGACCACAUCCCGGGCCCCAUCCCGGGGGCCCCUACUGCUGUCGCCGCGGUUGCUGCUGAGGAGGCCCAGGCCGGCGGCGGUCGCACCAUUCCAACGGCCUGUGUUCGACCUACCCACCCGCUCCGGAGCUUCACCAACCCGCUGCUGCCACCGCCGAUGAGCACCAUCGACCCCAAGGUGUACACCUCCAUGAUGUCGCAGUCCACUGCGAGCCUCUCGAAGCCCCAGGUGAAGACUGCCUCCCUGGGCCAGGCCGGUAAGGCUCGCUCCCCUCUGCUGCCCGUCUCAGUCCCCACGGCGCCGGAUUUACCGGAUGAGGGAGGAACUAAACUUGCAGAGGAUUCGGCCGCCAACGUUUACGAGCAGGACGACCUGUCGGAGCAGAUGGCCAGUCUAGAAGGGCUGAUGAAGCAGCUCAACGCCAUCACCGGCUCCGCCUUCUAACCCAUGAUACCGUCCCCAGCCCAACCCUCGGCCACGGUCCAGUCUGGAACCAUUCUUCAAGCCUUGAUGUCCCCCGCGUGGCAUAUGCUGAGGUCAAUCCGGGUUUGAAGAGGUCCGUGCUGGGUUGAGUUUGUUUGGUUUCUGCUGGUCUUAGGCUAGUGUCUACUGUUUGGGACCGGGAAAAGGAUGGAAGGGAAUCAAACGGAGUAAAAAACACUACAGCAGCACAGCAUCAGCUCAAAGAACAGGAUGAGGGUGGAGGGGCUGAGACCCCUGAGACUCUUCAACCUCAAACAGAAAACUAGAAAAACCCGAGAACUAGCACCUCGGCUUCAUGACGCAGGAUGAUGCGAUCUUCACAACAAAAAAAGUUACUCUUCUUUGUGGUAUUUAUUAGCGUCCUCCGCUGGGUUAUCUGCAACUCAGUUACUGUGACCGUACCUCACUUGUUUCUCAUGAUCGCUGUUGGAAGUAUUCAUUUUGUCUGUUUUGGAGGGGUAUCCCAAUUUUGUGCAGUUACAGGAUGUGCAUAUGGUUUGAAAGUGCCACCAGAACCUAUAGUAAGAAAUAGAAAAAACAUCCCCAGCCGCCAAAGUUUCACCGAAACCGUUUUCUCAGCUGGAUCCGAGGUCCACCCGUUACGCAAGGUUAUCCUCGUAUCUCUCGUCUAUUUUUUCUCCCAUUUUUCCCUCUCAAAACAGUAUGAUUUUACAAAGCAAAGCAUCACUCAUAACCCAUGCAGCUCAUCCACUUCUGGAUUAGGAGGUUUGAAAAAAAAAAGAAUGAAGGGAUUACAAAUGUGGCUGGAUAGAAUGGGGUCUGAAUGGCCUUGAUCCGAUCCAGCUGACUCUACUCUUUACAGGACUGUAUAGAAACCUCGAUAGACUCCCACAGUCUGCUGCUGCUGCUCUUGACCAAGCCUUUACUCUGCCUAACCCAGAUGAACUCUGAUCCUUACCUACGAGGACUUGUGCCAAAUUCUCACCUUGGACAACAUAUUGUAAACCGUCUUUGUUUUUUGCUCCUUUGUUUAAAUCUGUCUCAGUCCCAAACCAUGGACUGGAAGCCAAUGACGAGCAAUGAGCCGAGAAACGCGAUCAAAUUCGGUCACACCUUGUUCACAGUUUGUCACGUUUUACUGUAGUGCAUUGCGUUCCCCCCCCCC
Messenger RNA from Anarrhichthys ocellatus (wolf-eel), 6305 nucleotides. RefSeq names its product DCC netrin 1 receptor (gene dcc). The record is from RefSeq and is a predicted model, not a curated record. Gene Ontology annotation, cellular component: membrane. NCBI's taxonomy places the organism in Eukaryota, Metazoa, Chordata, Actinopteri, Perciformes, Anarhichadidae. Gene Ontology annotation, biological process: cell-cell adhesion. Bases 620 to 5140 code for a protein of 1506 amino acids. Gene Ontology annotation, molecular function: protein binding. The transcript has 29 exons.